CACGCCCACUCGUUCACCUGGUUGAUUGUAUGCAGGUGUGCAAGCGGACGCUGCGUUUUGCUGCUGCUGUUCGUUUGUCGUCUCUGAAUCAAUAUUGCUUACAAACAGUGUGACUCUUACUUAAGGAUUACCCCGAGAAGGAAGAGUUUGCUUCUGAAACCAGUUGACUGUCUCAUUAAACACAAGCCAGGAGUGGAGUUUCCUUGUCCAACUGGGACAAACUGGGAGUAGGCCUACGUCAGAUCAACCAGCAUGUUCCCCUCUUCCGCUUCACCGCAGCAAGGUCUAAAUUGAGUGUGUGAGGUGAAGCGUGAAGAGAUGUAUUCAUUCCUGGCCAACAAGGACGAACCCCGAGGGACAGUCCACUCUAAUUCACGAUCAAUAAUCCAUUAUCAACACACUUCACUUUGGAAACUUGCAUAUAGAAGCAUACACAUAGUCCUGAUACCAAGUGUUUCAGUCGUGUCAUCGCAGGGGAUUUCCAUUCUGAAGAGGCAGAGUGAAAACUAAUAGGGUGGAGCAUAAAGUCAUGCUGGGUGGCAUCCACACUGUUGUUGUUGACCACCUUCAAGAUAAUGUCAUAUGCAGCAGAGCCAGUGGCAACAGGAAGGCAAACUGCUAAAAGCUGAAGAUUCAUAUCCUAUUCAGGAAUAGCUGACAGCCAACUAUAGCAAUAAACAGACAACCAGAACUUAGAUUUUUAAUUAAUUUUUGGCACAAAGGGACAAGCAGAAACAUCUCAACUAAUAGCUGGACAACCCUAACCCUCAACCCUUUGAGGUAGCCAAAAUGUCAGACACUGACUUCGAGGGACUAGAGUUCAUUGGCAACGAGAACAUUACCACUGUGCUGAAGAUUUAUGUUGGUGCACCCCCCUGGCUAAGAAUAGUUAUCUCUGUGGUGUACUUUGUUGUGGCUGCUGCAGGAGUUUUGGCAAACGUGCUAGUGAUGUUCCUGCUUUAUUCUACUCGCACCAUCACCAAAGGCACCAUCAAUUUCUUUGUCUUUAACUUAGCCUUGGCUCACCUGCUGUUCUCCCUGGUCUUGCCUUUCUGGGCUGUGGACUAUGCACUGGACUAUAGCUGGCCUUUCGGCUUGGCCACCUGCAAGGCUGUAUCCUUUCUCACCGGGCUGAAUGUUUUUGCUUGCUGCUUUUUCCUGACAGCCAUGAGUGUGACCCGGUACUGCUACGUUGCAAGCGCGCUCAAGCCCGGUUCCACUCUGUGUAGCAGAUCUUGCACUUACAUGGUGGCCACAGCUUUUAUCUGGGCUGGAGCAAUCGUAGCAGGAACUCCCCGGGCUGUGUUCGCAGACGUGGACUUUGUGGGCAAUGACACAACGUGCCUGCUCCGUUUCCCAAAUGGUACAGCCUGGCUGGGAAUAAACCACCUCAUGCGAGUGGUGCUGGGAUUUCUGCUGCCCUACGCUACCAUCAUCCUGUCCUACCUGCUUCUGCUGCGUUUCCUGCGUAAGCAUAAACUGAAAGGCAGCAGCUCUCUGCGAAAGGCUGAUAUCUCAAAGUCUGUGGCAGUGGUGUUAGUUUCAUUCUGCGUCUGCUGGUUCCCAUUCAACGUCAUCACUCUCUGGUCUGUCCUGAUCCAUUUUGACAUCAUUGAUAUCUGCCCCUCAUUCUACUUGGUUCAAACAUACUUUUUCCCUCUGGCAAACUGCUUGGCUUUCUCCAGCAACUGCUUCAACCCUGUCAUCUACUGCCUGGUCAGAAAAGAAUACCGUGUGGCUCUCCAUAAUGUGCUCUUCAAAUUGAGCCUGGCUAUUAUGUCCAAGAUGGCCUAUAAGAUUAAUUCUGAGGAGGGCUCGGUACAUCCUGCGCAAAUGGACAUUCCUCUCAACAAUAUGUGCAGCCAGACAAGCCAAACUGACACGAGCAGAUAUGCAGCACUGUCGGUGCUUCCUGCAGAGGGGUGCCCUCUGUAAAGUCACAACACUAUGAUCAUAUUCGUUACACCCGUGUAAAGAAUUAUGUAGGAUGUUUUAUUUUAAGAUAAAUGUGCUGCUUUUAGACCUGAUAUAAAGAAUCUGCAUCUUGCAACACACCUACGCUUUUGUGGAUCUUGUGUUUUAAAGUUUUAGCUGUUGGAAGAUUUGAGGCUUAUUUUUCAAAAGUUCAAACAUGGUACAAUUAAUUCACUACACAUUUGACUUUAAGCCGUCAUUAAUAUCUGCACAAGGCCUUCCUAUUCCUUUACUGCUACUUAUUAGUACUAUCAACAUACAUACUUUACAAUAGCUUACUACUGUGUAAAACUAUUUCACCAGUCUUUACUACUGCAUCUUUAAGGAACUGAUAUCCCCGUAGAGAUAAACUGUAGUUGUCUUGGUUUUAGAUUGUCCAGUUGUAAAAAAUGGUUUUGUCAUUUGUUUGAAUAGAAAUUAAUAAAUAAAUUUGUUCUUAA
Messenger RNA from Monopterus albus (swamp eel), 2414 nucleotides. RefSeq names its product relaxin-3 receptor 1-like. The transcript is spliced from 4 exons. Gene Ontology annotation, molecular function: C-C chemokine binding; C-C chemokine receptor activity. NCBI's taxonomy places the organism in Eukaryota, Metazoa, Chordata, Actinopteri, Synbranchiformes, Synbranchidae. Gene Ontology annotation, biological process: cell chemotaxis; calcium-mediated signaling; immune response. The record is from RefSeq and is a predicted model, not a curated record. Gene Ontology annotation, cellular component: membrane; external side of plasma membrane. The coding region runs from base 790 to 1935 and encodes 381 amino acids.